AUGUUGAUCAGCGGAAUCUCAGCAACACAGUCAACAGUGGAAUGUGUCAAUAAUGGGUUGAGAAUUCAUGGAACCGUGGAAUCUGAAGAGGUGAUUCAGUUGAACUCAAUUCAAAGAGAAGGAAGCUUGAGGAUUACAAACAACAAGACUACAAUUCGAGACAUCCGAGUUCAACUCAUUGAAAUCCAACUUCAUUGUUUCAAAGAAACCAUUGUUUUUACUCAGGACGUAGAAGUCAAAGCCCAUACUCCAAGGGUACAACGGAUUGAGGGUACAAUGACUCUUAGGGUACCAUGA
This is a messenger RNA of Caenorhabditis remanei, 297 nucleotides long. RefSeq lists its product as uncharacterized. The transcript has 2 exons. Bases 1 to 297 code for a protein of 98 amino acids. The record is from RefSeq and is a predicted model, not a curated record. Lineage: Eukaryota; Metazoa; Nematoda; Chromadorea; Rhabditida; Rhabditidae.